Molecule: messenger RNA, 1076 nt
Organism: Agrilus planipennis (emerald ash borer)
Lineage: Eukaryota; Metazoa; Arthropoda; Insecta; Coleoptera; Buprestidae
Product: proclotting enzyme
Exons: 7
Coding region: 15-983 (322 amino acids)
Biological process (GO): proteolysis
Molecular function (GO): serine-type endopeptidase activity
Source: RefSeq, a predicted model, not a curated record
UUAAAAUCAAUGUCAUGAAUUCAAAUUUACUUCUUUUAUGUUGUCUAAAAACAAUUUACUAUUCUUUACAAGAGUCGCCCUCUUGUGGAAGACCCUAUGGAGGCCCCGGCCCUAAAAUUGUUGGGGGAUACGACGUAGGAUAUUAUAAAUAUCCUUGGUACGCCGCUCUUAUUUUAGAAGGUGAAGUUUUUUGUGGCGGUUCUUUAAUAACAACUAAAACUGUGAUAACGGCAGCUCAUUGUUUUAAACCUUUUAUUUCGUUAGUGAUCAACAAUGAUUCCUUUAAACUGGAAGACGUAUUUAUUGUCUUUUUAGGAAUAAAUAACGUCUGUAGGUACGAGGACGAUGUAAGAAAAUUCAGAACACAAAAAGUGUACAUUCACGACGAUUACAUAGAUAAUAUCCCUUACAAUGAUAUAGCACUUGCGGUUUUACAUAGGGAUGCGAGUACAUUCACCCCCGUUUGCUUGCCAACCCCUAAUCAUGUUGGUGGAUUAGAUUUAAAAGAGGGUUUUGUUGAAGGUUUUGGGGCCAUAUUUUACAGUGGUCCUGAUUCCUGCACUUUAAAAGAGGCAAGGGUUCUUAUAUAUUCAGAUUACAGUUGUAAAAAGAUGAUUGAAAAUACUGGAAAUGAUCCAGACUAUGUAAAAAAGGCUUUUUGUGCUGGCUAUUUGAGUGGUGGAAUUGAUACAUGUCAGGGAGACAGCGGUGGACCACUUUUAGUAGUGGGUAAACAUGGUGAAUAUGUUUUGGAGGGAAUUGUGUCUUUCGGUUUUGGCUGUGCAGAGAAAGAUUUAUUGGGAGUUUAUACCAAUUUGUCUGAGUUUUUACCUUGGAUCAGGGCUAAAUUAAAGACAGAAAAUGUCAGACAGGAAAAUUUCAUUGAAACUACAACUCUAGGGGAUGUAAAAAAUAUGCGGAGACGCAGAAGGAAAAUGAAAAGACGAAAACGAAAAAGAUUUCAAAUUAUGUAUUAUUACUAAACAAUUUGAAAAGUUCCAAGUAAAUUGAAAUGUAAAUACUAUUUCUUUUAAUUUAAUAAUAGAUUAAAAUAACGUUUCCCCAAUCCCUAGUAU